Paramecium primaurelia is the source of this 2414-nucleotide messenger RNA. Lineage: Eukaryota; Ciliophora; Oligohymenophorea; Peniculida; Parameciidae. The record is from the annotation of a GenBank genome assembly.
AUGAAUCUAAAACCUGAACAAAAUGGAAAGAUUGAAUUUAAAAAAUUCAUAGAAGAAAUAAAAUAGAAUUUUAUAAGUUAAUGUGAAACCUUUGAUAAAGAAAUAGAGAAAUAAUUUGAGAUUUUAGCUUAAUAAGAUUAAUAUUAUAUUGAUCUUUUGAACUCUAAUAUCCUUAUACCAAAUUAGUUUAAUUAAAAUAUUAACUCUUUAGUUGAUAUUUUAAGAAAAAAAAUAGAAAAUUGGAUUCAGUAUAGAGAUAAAUGUUAUAAAGAUAUAAGUGAAAUAUAAGAUACCUUACAAAAUAAAGUUAAUGAUUUUAACCAAAACUUAUUAUAGCAAUUAAAUAUUUUAUAUUCCCUUAAGUAAAAAUCUAAUUAUUAAAAUAUUAGUACUCUGGAAGUUAUAGGAAUAAAAAAAUAGUUCUCUAGUUUGAAAGAAACUAAAUUGUAAGUUAUAUAUACAAAAAAUAAUGAAAUGAUAUAUUUGCAAGAUGGAGAAAUACUUAGAUGGUAUUUGAAAAGAUUUAUAAUUGAAGUGAUGAAAUAUAAGACUACAAUGACUAACCUUAGAUAAUGAAAAAUUUAGAAUAGAUCAGGCAUCUAAUUUGGCAUGGUUCAUAUAAUUUGAGUGCAUAAAAGGAAGGCAAAUGGUAUCCAACAUGGAAGGGAGAAAAAAUUGAUGCUGGAGGGACUUAUUAAUUAAAUGGAAUAAAGAAUGGUUAAUGGAUAGAAUUAAGCUAAAAUUUUUGGGAGUAUUUUGAUAUUUAAUAUUUUAGCAAAGCUUAAGUAUUUGAAAAGGGAAAGUAUUCUAAUAAUAAGAGAUGUGAUAAGUGGGAGUUUUUCCACAAUAAUUAAUUAGUGUAUUAUUAUUUCAUAAUUAUUAAGGAGUGAGGGUCUUUAUUCAUAAAAUGGCUUAAAAAAUGGAAGAUGGUCUGAUUUACAUGAUAAUUAUCAUGAGUAUUUAAUUUUAUCCAUUUAAUAGAGGGAAUAAAGUCAUUCUUAAUGGAGAGUAUUUGGAAGGGUAAAAGGUUAAAAAGUGGAAUAUAGUAUUAAAGGGAACAUAAAUGUAAUAAGAAUUCAUUAUUUUUCAGAGGUGGAGGAUAUUAUAAUGAAAUAGGAGAAAAGGAUGGAAAUUGGAUAGAAUUGCAUAAUAAUUUUAAUGAGUAUAGUGUAUUAAUAUUGCAGAAAUAAUCAAAUAAUUGAGUAAGGAUAAUAUAAAAAUGGAUAGAGAAUAGGAUAAUGGGAUUUUAAAUAAGAUGGGAAAAUAAUGUAAAAUAUUGAUAUUAAUAUUAAAGUGGUGGUGGAUAAUACUCUCUCAUAGGAAAUAAGGAUGGAAUAUGGACAGAAUUACAUAACUAUUAUUCUAAGUAUUGAAUUAGUAAUUAUAAUUAGAGACAAUUUAAUCUGUUAUUAAGGUUAAUAUUAAAAUGGAAAAAAGUGUAAUAAAUGGAAAAUUCUAUAUAAAAGUGAAGAAGAAAGUUAUUAAGAAAUUAUGUAAGAUUUACUUAUUAAUUUUUAGUGGUGGAGGUAAUUAUAGUGAAAAUGAAAUCAAAAUAGGUGGAUGGAUAGAAUUGCAUGAGUAUUUUUCAAAGUAAAUGAGAUAAAUAUCCUUUAGUUUUGGAUAAGUUGUUUAUGAGGGAAUAUAUAGUAAUGGGAAGAAAAAUUAAAUAUGGGAUAUUAAAUUUCGAAAUAUUUCAUCAGAGUUUGUAGUAAUGUAAAAAUUUACAAAAAAAAUAGUGGUGGAGGAUAAUAUGAUUCAAAAGGAAUUAAAUAAGGAGAAUGGAAAGAAUUACAUCCUAAUUUCUCUUUGUAUUUGAUUUUUUAAUUAUAAAUAGUUAGACAUAGAUUUUUUAUAAGGGUAUUUAUAUAAAUGGAAAAAAAUCUGGGGAAUGGGAAAUUAAAUUAAAGUAAGAUGAAAAGAAUUUGAUGGCAUUGUAAUAAAUAUUAUUUAUUACGUUAGAGGAGGAGGAUUAUAUGAUGAAAAUUAGUUGAAAAAUGGCUAGUGGAUUGAUUUGUAUGAAAACUUCAAAAAGUAUUAAAUUAUUUAUUAAGUUUAGUCAUUGUCAAGUAAGAUAUAAGGGAGAGUAUUAUAAAGGUAAGAAAUAAGGUACAUGGUAAAUUAAAUUUAGAGAAUCGACAUUAUCAAAGAUUGAAAUAGAAAUGUAAAUUUAUUAUUUCUAAUAUAGUGGAAAUGGAGAUUAUGAUGAAAAUGGAAUUAAAACUGGUGAAUGGGUGGAAUUAGAUGAUUAAUUUGAAGAGUAUAAUAGUUAUUUAUUUUUAAGUAUGGAGUAGAUCAGAUAUUAAGGAAAAUAUGUUGAAGGUAUAAAGACUGGAAUUUGGAAAAGAUAGAAAAGAAUAAAUGGCAAGGGAAACUUUGUUUCAGAUGAUGAUAAUGAGAACAAGUAAUUUAAGUGA